Perca fluviatilis (European perch) is the source of this 1885-nucleotide messenger RNA. RefSeq names its product oocyte zinc finger protein XlCOF6.1-like. Lineage: Eukaryota; Metazoa; Chordata; Actinopteri; Perciformes; Percidae. Gene Ontology annotation, molecular function: DNA-binding transcription factor activity, RNA polymerase II-specific; RNA polymerase II cis-regulatory region sequence-specific DNA binding. Bases 206 to 1231 code for a protein of 341 amino acids. The transcript is spliced from 3 exons. The record is from RefSeq and is a predicted model, not a curated record. Gene Ontology annotation, cellular component: nucleus. Gene Ontology annotation, biological process: regulation of transcription by RNA polymerase II.
AAGUUGUGUUUGUGUUUCCGGGUCCCGGAAGACGCUACGACCUCCGUCCCAUUGUUUGCAUUUUAGCUCGUGAGGACGGCGAAGUAAAAACGGCGUUUGGUAUCCUUCUAGAGAGAAACAUCCCAAACUGCUGCAUGAGGUUUUAAAACCUGAAACGGAGCUACGAAGAGCAGGUCGGGGAGAAGUUGAGGAGAGACACUUAAACAUGGACUCUGAGAGGAAACUGUCAGCUGACCAGUGGAGAGAUGUCCAGAAAGUGAUUGUUGGUGAAGAACAUCAGCAGGAGUGGAGCUCCAGUCUAGACCAGGAGGACAAAAAGCCCCCAGACAUUAAAGAGGAACAGGACGAACUCCGGAUAAGUCAGGAUGAAGAGAAACUUCAAGGUCUGGAGGAGGCGGAUAUCACCAAGUUCACAUUCAGUCUGGUCCCUGUGAAGAGUGAAAAUGACGAAGAGAAACCUAUGUUCUCACAGCUUCAUCAAAAACAAACUGAAGAGAUCAAAACAGAAGCUGAUGGGGAGGACUGUGGAGGACCAGAACCAGCCAUAAAAUCUGAUCCAGAUACACAUUUACAACCAGACACUGAUGCCAAGACUGGAGACACUUCUGAACCUGGGACUGAUGAAAGUGAUGAUUGGAAGAAGACCAGAGAACCUCAGUCAGGUUUAAACACUCUGAAUAAUGAUACAUUCCCUGUUAGUGAUUCAAGACGUUCUACUGGUAAGAAAGCAUUUAGCUGCUCCGAGUGUGGGAAAAGAUUUGGCACCAAUAGAGAUGUGACGAGGCAUAUGAGAUCACAUACAGGAGAGAAACCAUUUAGCUGCUCAGUCUGUAAGAAAGCUUUUGCAGGGAAAGGAAGUUUACAUAGACACAUGAGAAUCCACACAGGAGAGAAACCAUUUAGCUGCUCAGUGUGUAAGAAAGCGUUUACAGAGAGUGGAAAUUUACAGACACACAUGAGAAUCCACACAGGAGAGAAACCAUUUAGCUGCUCUGAGUGUGGGAAAAGAUUUUGCACUAAUGGAGAUGUGAAGAGUCACAUGAGAUCUCAUACAGGAGAGAAACCAUUUAGCUGCUCAGUCUGUAAGAAAGCAUUUACCAUGAGUGGGAGUUUACAGAAACACAUGAGAAUCCACACAGGAGAGAAACCAUUUAGCUGCACUGAGUGUGGGAAAAGAUUCAGCACCAAUGGAGAUAUGAAGAGGCACAUGAGAUCUCAUACAGGAAGAUAAACUAUUUAGCUGCUCAGUCUGCAAGAAAGAUAUUGGACAAUCCACAAAGGAGAGAAACCAUUUAGCUGCUCAUUCUGUAAGAAAGAUUUUGGACAGUGAAAACUUACAAGCACACAUAAGAAUCCACACAGGAGAGAAACCAUUUAACUGCUCAGUCUGUAUUAAAGCUUUUACAGAGAAUGGAAAUUUAAAGCGACACAUGAGAACUCAACACGUGAGUGUUACAAGCUCCCCCCUUGUAUUACUUCUCCCUGUCUGCUCUGCUCAGGUGAUCCUGAUUUGAUCGUUAGUGGUUGGCUCCUCCCCCUGUACUUAAGGAAGGCUGGAGGACUCUUUCAGACAGAAGCAGCUGUGCACUAGUGUGGUUAUUUUUUGGGGGAUGGUGGUCUGAGGGGUAUGGCACAAAACCUAAGUGAUAUUGUACUAUAAAUACAGAUGUAUAAAUAAUUGAUAAUGAAAUAAUUGAAAGAAUCUAUGAAAUAUUAUACGCAAUAUCUCAUCUGAACAUUAAAAAACUCUCGACCUAGUUUAAAACUUUUACAGCCAACUUAUUAAAAUGUUUGGAUUUAAUUGGGCGUGAGUCCAUUAAGUCUAAAUGUAUUUGAACUGUCAUUUUUUCUAUUAAAACGUUUUACAACACUUCCUUACAUUGUA